This is a messenger RNA of Habropoda laboriosa, 967 nucleotides long. Its product is annotated as ubiquitin-conjugating enzyme E2 N. Bases 302 to 757 code for a protein of 151 amino acids. The record is from RefSeq and is a predicted model, not a curated record. The transcript has 3 exons. NCBI's taxonomy places the organism in Eukaryota, Metazoa, Arthropoda, Insecta, Hymenoptera, Apidae.
UCAACGCGUGAUAAGAUGAAUCGCGAGAAGCGGUUGCAAGGGCUGUAACACACAUUUACGUGUGGAAAUUUAAUUAACACUUCGUUAAAGUGUCUCUUUAGGGUUGUACCAUAGAUCCUAGACAGAUAUUUGAAGUCGGCUGUGAAGCCGAUUAUCACGAGACCGAAAAGUGCUGCGAAAAUAGGAUUAAAAAUCGAUUUCGAGGUUUCUAGAAGAAAAGGCUACUGGAGAGGUGGACGAUCUGCCACACUUUGCGGGGUGACGCGGGGAUAUUUUCAGAUAAUCAGAAAUUUCAUAAAAAAUGGCUGCACUACCACGAAGGAUUAUCAAAGAAACACAGAGACUAAUGCAAGAGCCAGUUCCUGGUAUCAGUGCUGUGCCAGAUGAUACAAAUGCUAGGUAUUUUCAUGUAAUUGUAACUGGACCUGAAGACUCACCAUUCGAAGGUGGACUUUUUAAACUUGAGUUGUUCCUACCAGAAGACUAUCCAAUGUCUGCUCCUAAAGUUAGAUUCAUUACAAAAAUUUAUCAUCCAAAUAUAGACAGAUUGGGCAGGAUUUGCUUGGAUAUUCUUAAAGAUAAAUGGAGUCCUGCUCUUCAAAUCAGAACAGUUUUAUUAUCAAUACAAGCACUUUUAAGCGCACCAAAUCCAGAUGAUCCUUUGGCAAAUGAUGUAGCUGAACUCUGGAAAGUAAAUGAAAGCGAAGCAAUACGCAAUGCCAAAGAAUGGACUCGGAGAUACGCUAUGGACAACUGAUCUUAGAUCAUCCAUGAUGUGAAGUGACGUUACCCCUAUCUUUCCGAGUUUACCAAUCACUUUACCCGCACCAGCUGCGUACCCUGCACCUGUGUCCACAAUUUUGCUAUAAAAAUAAUAAAAGUUUUGUAAGAGUAAACAGAAUGAAACUGUAUUUUCUAUAUUGCGGGGAAUACAAAGACGUCGUGUUUAGAUUUCUUCAGCAGUUUG